AUGAGAGGAACUAUUCUUCAUAAAGCACCUUGUGAGCUCAUCUCUACUAACCUUCCAAACAGAAAUCCAGAGCUGAAGGGACGAGUGGACCUGGUGCAGAAAAUACUGCAGCAUGUUGAAAAUGACACAAAACUCAUUCUCCUGACUGGCAUGGGGGGCAUAGCAACAGACACUCUCCUUAUCCUUGAUAAUAAUGACAGCAUUUUGAGUUCACGCCAGCAAGAGUUUCUACAGUUACUAGAGGAAGUCCUGAAUUCAUCAAAACACAUCACUCUUUUAUGCACCAGUCGUGAAUCCUUCAGUCUUCUGUCACAAACCACAGUUACUAUAGACAUCCCUCCUCUUGAUAAAACAUCUUCACGGGAAGUCCUUUGGGAGGGAUAUACAAUCAGCCCCACGGAUAGUGAGACAGAAGCUUUAGGUGAAAUAUCAGAGAGAUGUGGCCACAAUCCCCUUGCAUUAAAAUUAGCAGCUACCCAGAUCAAGCUCAAAACAGUACAUAAAGUGUUAGAGAAAAUGAAACGCACAAAGGUCCUCCCCUCUCUUCAGUUACCUAACAUUCCAGCCUCCCAAGGUAUGCUUACCUGCCUAGAGAUGUCUUACGAAACACUGAAUGACACAGAGAAAAGGGUGUUUAGGGGACUGCAUAUAUUUCCUGUUGCAUUCAAUUCAGAAGAAGUCUCAGAGAUUUUGGAGAUGGAUGAGGAUGAAUGUGAAUCUGUCCUUGACAGUCUUAGCAAUAAGUCACUUUUGAAUUUGGUCCAAAAUACCUAUGAUUUGCAUCCUUUGUCAAUUGAGAGAGAAUUAAACAUAAAUUUUGAAGGUCAAACAAUUGAAGAAGCAGACAUACGCAACGAUAUUGGUUGUGUACUGAGAAACAUGGGUAAGUACAAAGAGGCACUUGGCUAUCAUAAAAAAUCCCUAGAGGUAAAGGAGGAGGUCCUAGGUCUCAAACACCCUGACACUGCUACCUCAAACAACAAUAUUGGUAUUGUACUACAAGCCAUGGGUGAGUACAAACAGGCAUAUGACUAUCACAAAAAAUGCCUGGAGGUAAGGGAAGAGGUCUUAGGUCUCAAACACCCUGAUACUGCUAUAUCAUACAACAAUAUUGGUGCAGUACUAGGUGCCAUGGUUGAGUACAAAGAGGCACUUUACUAUCACAAAAAAUGCCUGGAGGUAAACAAGGAGUUCCUAGGUCUCAACCACCCUGAUACUGCUACCUCAUACAGCAAUAUUGGUAUUGUACUGGGAAACAUGGGUAUGUACAUGUACAAAGAGGCACUUGACUAUCAUAAAAAAUGCUUGGAGGUAAGGGAAGAGUCCCUAGGUCCUAAACAUCCUGAAACAGCUAAAUCACACUACAAUAUUGGUGAAAUACUACAACACAUGGGUGAGUACAAAGAGGCACUUGACUAUCUUAAAAAUUGCCUGCAGGUAGAGGAAGAGGUCCUAGGUCUUAAACAUCCUGACACAGCUAAAUCAUACAGAAGUAUUGGUGGAAUACUACAAGACAUGGGUGAGUACAAAGAGGCACUUGACUAUCUUAAAAAGUGCCUGCAGAUAGAGAAAGAGUUCCUAGGUCUAAAACACCCUGAUAUUGCUACCUCAUACAACAAUAUUGGAAAUGUACUGAGAAGAAUGGGUAGGUACAAAGAGGCACUUGACUAUCAUAGAAAAUGUCUAGAAGUAAGGGAAGAGGUCCUAGGUCCCAAACAUCCUCAUACUGCUGCCUCAUAUGACAAUAUUGGUUGUGUACUGGAAGCCAUGGGUAAGUACAAAGAGGCACUUGAUUGUCAUAAAAAAUGUCUGGAGGUAAAGGAAGAGGUCCCAGGUUCCAAACACCCUGACAUAGCUAAUUCAUACAACAAUACUGGCUACAUACUGCAAGUCAUGUGUAGGUUCAAAGAGGCACUUGACUAUCAUAAAAAAUGCCUGGAGGUAAGGGAAGAGUUUCUAGGUUCCAAACACCCUGACACUGCUAAAUCAUACAACAAUAUUGGUGGAGUACUACAAGAAAUGGGCCUGAAGCUGGAGGAGGGGGUCAAUCGAAUCGCACUUUUUGCCAGAUAA
Messenger RNA from Lingula anatina, 2073 nucleotides. RefSeq lists its product as uncharacterized. The record is from RefSeq and is a predicted model, not a curated record. Lineage: Eukaryota; Metazoa; Brachiopoda; Lingulata; Lingulida; Lingulidae. Gene Ontology annotation, molecular function: protein binding.